AUGAUUUUAGGAGCGGCUUUCAUUCCUGCAGGACUCAAAGAGAUUGUCUUACUCGCCGUCCCGCCGCUCUGUGUCGCAUUCUUCCUUGCUGUGUUUUCAGGGCUCGUGGGAGUCGGGCUUCUUUGGGGCGCGACCGUCCCUCUGAUGCGCAACGGCGGCCUCGCCGCCAAGAGUUCCGAGGCCGCUUCCGGAAAGGCCCAUGAAGGCAGCUUUCCGCAGUCACGUGGAAAGAAGGACGCAAACGGCAUAACAGCUCCUUUUGUUGCGAUUUUCAGGCUACUGACGCAGUGGCGAGUUUUUUUCCCCUAUCUCCUGAACCAGUGCGGUUCGCUGUGCUACUAUUACCUCCUGGGAGAGUACGACCUGUGCAUCACGGCCCCUCUGGCGAACACCUUGGCGUUCCUGUUUACUUUUCUCACCGAAGCAAUUAUUAACAAGAGCCUUCCUUCGAUGCAAGACAUCGUCGGCUGUGCCUUGAUAAUCUCCGGCUUCGCCGUUUGCGUUAGCGGCUAG
Besnoitia besnoiti is the source of this 513-nucleotide messenger RNA. RefSeq lists its product as uncharacterized. The transcript has 6 exons. The record is from RefSeq and is a predicted model, not a curated record. Lineage: Eukaryota; Apicomplexa; Conoidasida; Eucoccidiorida; Sarcocystidae. The coding region runs from base 1 to 513 and encodes 170 amino acids.